Messenger RNA from Aspergillus neoniger CBS 115656, 745 nucleotides. It is a transcript of the gene spt4, whose product is annotated as transcription elongation factor SPT4. Gene Ontology annotation, cellular component: nucleus; DSIF complex. The record is from RefSeq and is a predicted model, not a curated record. NCBI's taxonomy places the organism in Eukaryota, Fungi, Ascomycota, Eurotiomycetes, Eurotiales, Aspergillaceae. The transcript is spliced from 4 exons. Gene Ontology annotation, molecular function: RNA polymerase II complex binding; zinc ion binding. Gene Ontology annotation, biological process: mRNA processing; chromatin organization; regulation of transcription elongation by RNA polymerase II. Bases 88 to 450 code for a protein of 120 amino acids.
CUACAAUCCCUACACAACCUCUCCUACCGUUCUAUUGACUCGCCAAUUCUUACUCUAGAAAAUAAGAGAAGGGCCGAAAAAAGAAAGAUGUCCUUCUACGUCGCCCCCAGUCAGCAGCGCACUCUCCGCGCCUGCAUGGUGUGCUCGCUCGUCCAACUGCACAGCAAAUUCAUGCGCGAAGGCUGUCCCAACUGCGACAACGUCCUCGGCCUCCGGGGCAACAACGACGCGAUCCAAGAAUGCACGUCGCAGGUCUUCGAGGGCCUAGUGACGCUCCGCGAUCCCACGACCAGCUGGGUGGCUAGGUGGCAGAGAUUGGACAGUUAUGUUCCCGGGACGUAUGCGGUUAAGGUUACGGGGUCGCUUCCCGACGAGAUUAUUUCCAGUUUGGAGGAUUCGGGUGUUAAGUAUAUUCCGAGGGACGGUAGCACGGGUGAAGAGGAGGCGUGAUCGAUCGAUCGCUGUCUGCUCGGAUGUUUUUUCUUCGCUGCUUCCGUUCGUUUGCGCCAUAUGUCGGUUCUCUAUCUUGCACGGCAUAGCGAUAUUUUUUUCAAAAAAAGGGGGAUGGUUUGGCCUUCCUUCUUCGAUUUGCACGAUUGGAGUUUCGGUAUUACAGUUUUCUCUUUCGAUCAUGUACGGUACGGGGUUUGUCGGGUUGGUUUAAUUCUGCGCACUGUUUAUAAUUUACAAAGGGGGAUGUCUACUGGAUACCCGGACAAUAGAUCAAGAUCAAGAUCAACGCUGC